This is a messenger RNA of Suillus bovinus, 573 nucleotides long. RefSeq lists its product as uncharacterized. The transcript is spliced from 3 exons. Gene Ontology annotation, cellular component: mitochondrial matrix. Gene Ontology annotation, biological process: mitochondrial proton-transporting ATP synthase complex assembly. Lineage: Eukaryota; Fungi; Basidiomycota; Agaricomycetes; Boletales; Suillaceae. Bases 44 to 373 code for a protein of 109 amino acids. The record is from RefSeq and is a predicted model, not a curated record.
UCCUGACUAAUGAACGCUUGAGGUGAACGUUUGCUUGGACCCAAUGGUUGCACAUCAUGCACACGUCUAUCGAAAGGUAGUCCGAGAGAUAGCCAAAGCGACUGUUAAACCUCGGUUAGCUCGAAACAAAGACAUUGCUUCAAACUUCCGAGCCCUGUUCGCACAGAGUGGACAGCCCGAGGAUGCGCAGCAUUUUCAACACGAUAUGCACAAUGCCUUGACUUUCCUGCGAUCCCAGCGAGAAUAUAAGGCUUUAUUGGAGAGAUACAACCCAUUAAUCGACUUAACAGCGGAGGAACGGAUAGAAGCAACCGCACGACGAGUUGGACUGAACAUGCCCAAGACCCAUGUGUCUGGUUCCCAGGACACGUAGCAACACUGGAGUUACCAGAUGCCAAUGAUUUAAGUGUAGCCGGUCAAUUUCUGUUUACCAAGAGCAGUGACUCGACAAAAGGGUUGUCGGGCGUGGUGUAUCAUGAUGCUCGAGGAUGCCAGGUCAUGUUAGAUAUCUACUAUGGCACGCCGUAGGACUACAUAAAAGUUAUACUUAAUACUAUCGAUUUGCUUACCCGA